AAAAUAUAUCAUUAUGGCUAAUUGUUGUGUGAAAUAUCCACAUGAAGCUUCAAAAACCACUUUCGGGGUUCCUAAAAACAUAGAGGAAAGAAAUAAAUGGGAAAAUGCCUUAAAAACUGAUCUUAAAAAAAGUUACAGAGUGUGUGCUUCACAUUUUAAGGAUAGUGAUAUAAAGAGUACUUGGGAAUCUGGUGAAGGUGAAAAUAAAUACAGAAUAUGUCUUAAAGUUCCUAAACUUUUGGAUGGAGCUAUUCCUUCAGUAAUAAUUAAGAAGGAUGAAAACUGCCAGAUUGAAGCCAAAAGAAGGAAGGUAAAUAAAGUAUUAAAUAAUUGA
Messenger RNA from Acyrthosiphon pisum (pea aphid), 334 nucleotides. RefSeq lists its product as uncharacterized. The transcript has 2 exons. The record is from RefSeq and is a predicted model, not a curated record. NCBI's taxonomy places the organism in Eukaryota, Metazoa, Arthropoda, Insecta, Hemiptera, Aphididae. Bases 14 to 334 code for a protein of 106 amino acids.